Molecule: messenger RNA, 1032 nt
Organism: Mycotypha africana
Lineage: Eukaryota; Fungi; Mucoromycota; Mucoromycetes; Mucorales; Mycotyphaceae
Product: translation initiation factor eIF 4e-like domain-containing protein
Exons: 5
Coding region: 116-763 (215 amino acids)
Biological process (GO): translational initiation
Cellular component (GO): eukaryotic translation initiation factor 4F complex
Molecular function (GO): translation initiation factor activity; RNA 7-methylguanosine cap binding
Source: RefSeq, a predicted model, not a curated record
UGAAUUUUACCUAGCUGUGCGUUGUCAUCCAAAAGAUUUUUUUUUUAUGUGGUAAUGGAACUAGCUUUCAGUAUUUAUUUGUUAAGUAGACUAUUACAAACGAAUACAAAAGAAUAUGACUGAACAAGAAGUUUUGGCUGCUACACCAGUGCAAGAAGAUACAACAAAGGAAGACAGACCCAUUACAGUUUUCGAAGAUCCCAAAAACUACAACGUCAAACAUCCUCUUCAAAAUACCUGGACUUUAUGGUUCGAUAACCCUGGUAAAAAAGCUAGCGCUACAAACUGGUCUCAAAACUUGAAGGAAAUCGUUGAUGUCAAUACAGUCGAAGAUUUCUGGGGAGUUCAUAAUAAUAUUGUCAAAGUAAAUCAUCUUGAAAUCAGUUCCAACUAUCAUAUAUUUAAGAAGGGGGUACGACCUGAAUGGGAAGAUCCCGUUAAUGCCAGUGGUGGAAAAUUCAGUAUUCAGUUUCCCAGGAAUAGAACAGGCGAGGCCAUUAAUGAUUACUGGCUUAAUUUGAUCCUUGCCAUGCUGGGCGAACAGUUUCAAUAUGAAGACGAGAUUUGUGGUGCAGUCGUAUCAGUGCGUAAAGUAUUUUACAGAGUAGCACUUUGGAUUAAGAGCUCAGAAAGAAAUGAAAAGAUUGAAACCAUUGGCCGUCAAUUAAAGGAAUUCUUAAAUCUGAACAGCAACUUAACAGUUGAAUUUACUCCUCAUAGUGAUUCGUCAAACAAGUCAGGUGAAAAUAGAUUCACUGUUUAGGAACUAUAUAUAUAUAUAUAUAUAUUUUCUUUUGAGUUAUGAUGAAGUCGCCAACCUGCCUAGAAAAGAAAGAAAAACGAAAACAGAUUCAAGGUAUCUGCUCUGUAUAUUAUCUUCAUUUAAAAACAGUUCAACUUCUCGAUAAAGCUCGCUAACAUUAUGAUAAACCGCAACCAAAUAAAGAAAAUGCAUAUUCGUAAGCUUUUUAUUUUUGGAAUAAUGACAAUAUAGAAUUAUUAUGGCUAGUAUUAUCUAUCAUUAACUCUCGG